Messenger RNA from Melanotaenia boesemani (Boeseman's rainbowfish), 4536 nucleotides. It is a transcript of the gene mafgb, whose product is annotated as v-maf avian musculoaponeurotic fibrosarcoma oncogene homolog Gb. Gene Ontology annotation, biological process: regulation of transcription by RNA polymerase II; regulation of epidermal cell differentiation. Gene Ontology annotation, molecular function: DNA-binding transcription factor activity, RNA polymerase II-specific; RNA polymerase II cis-regulatory region sequence-specific DNA binding. The record is from RefSeq and is a predicted model, not a curated record. Gene Ontology annotation, cellular component: nucleus. NCBI's taxonomy places the organism in Eukaryota, Metazoa, Chordata, Actinopteri, Atheriniformes, Melanotaeniidae.
AAGGACUCUGGUUUGGUAUUGCUGAUUCAUCACCAGCAGGUCUCGGCACAUACACUGUCGAGACCCGGUCGAACUGCCACGCACGAUCGACCAACCGGUGAUUUCGUAAUAACACAGACAAAGGCGGCAGACUGUCAGCUUAAAAAUGCCAUGUGUCGGAAUUACAGGAUCGUGAGGGGGGUGUACGCUUCUGAAGCUUGGGAUUCCCUUGUUUUAAGGCUGAAACUCAGAAGAGAAAGGGUCGUUAGUAACAGUUUAGUGCGACAAAACCCUUCGGUAACAACACAUAACCUCAUUAGCUAUUGACGGUUCUCUCCCAGAGAAGCGGCAGCAGUGGACACAAGCUGGACACGUUCAGGCCUGUGCAGAAGAGCAAGGCUCUUGUGGCAUGACGACGACUAACAAGGGAAAUAAAGCCUUAAAGGUGAAGCGUGAGCCGGGUGAGAAUGGCACCAGUCUCACAGAUGAGGAGCUGGUGACCAUGUCUGUACGGGAGCUAAAUCAGCACCUCCGAGGGCUCUCUAAAGAAGAGAUCCUGCAACUGAAACAGCGGAGGCGCACCCUUAAGAACCGGGGCUAUGCCGCCAGCUGUCGAGUGAAGCGAGUCACCCAGAAGGAGGAGCUGGAGAAGCAGAAGGCCCAGCUGCAACAGGAGGUGGACAAACUGGCCAAUGAGAAUGCUUCGAUGAGGAUUGAGCUGGAUGCUCUGAGAUCCAAGUAUGAGGCUUUGCAGACCUUUGCCAGGACUGUGGCACGGAGCCCCACUGUUGGGGUUGGGGUGAGGGCUGGAGGGGGGGGGGGAGGAGGGGGAGGGGUGGCGUCAUCAGUCAUUGGUCCGCUCAUACCAGGGAAGGUGGCGACGGCGACAAGCGUGAUUACAAUAGUGAAGUCAAAAACAGACGCACGGUCUUGAGGGAGAAAAAUCUAGAUGAGGGUGUAACAGGAUGGAGUUCAGCUGCAUCAGAGUAAUUGUUCUUCUCUGCUGCCCUCCUUCUCCUCCACCUGCACCGACUUCAAACAGCUGGGCAGCAUCACUUGCAUCGCUUCAGCAUGUUUCCGUCACCCUCGUCACAGAUCAGUGCAGAUGAAGGACAGGAUGGAAACAGAGGAAGAUUAUUGAGUCUGUGAAGAAGCUCUUGGUCAGGAUAUGAACAUGCAGAACAGGAACAUUUUUUUACGGGUCCCUAAGGUCACUGUAUAGAUGGAAAUGUCAAUGAACUAGAGAACUGUCUGUUUUAAUGUUAGGAAUAUAAUUCUAAAAAUAUGAAAUGUCCAAAAUGCUGAAAUCUUUGGAUUUUGGUUGUUUGCUUUUCAAAUAAUUGAAAUUAUCAGUAUUGAGUUUGACUGCUGGUACUGAAGAGUCUUAUGCCUUUAAGUGCAAAACAACCCUGUUGAAUUUGUUGAAAAUAAUGAAAAUUAGAUUACUCUAAAAAAAAAAAAAAAAAAAAAUCUAAAUAAUACAUUAUGUAUGUAAUAGAAUCAUACAGUUUGUGUUAUGGAUUAGUUAAUGAUUAGUGAAAGAUUUAUGUGACCUGCUGUUUUCAGUGGCUGCACUGAGGCCCCAUCUUGUUCCACCUACCCAAGAACUUUUUCAGAAAAGUACUAUAGAAAAAUAUAUAUUACACAAUGGUGGUAACUGUAUUUCUACUGUUUUGUACUGUGUUGUCAUUCACAUGAGGUCCAAGGUGUAUUCUCUGUGUGUGAAUUGUUAUAUAUCAGGAAUUCUGUGAAAUUCUGUGGCGUGUGUUUGUUUUGGUAUCGCUAUAUUUAGUUAGCUGUAUUAUUUUUUUCUAGUUUCCUAACUUUUGAUGUGCGACUCCCACUCUCGCUUAUCUAUUCUCUUUGUCCUUCCUGUUUUGUUUUUGUUAUUUCCAUCUCCAACAGGCUUCCAUAAUUACAUUCAGUACUUCCUGGAUUUAUCAAAAAGAAGGGGGCCAAGAAAAUUGAUGCUUGUGAAAAAACUAAGAGAAAAACAUAAAAAUAAUUUAUUAUAUUUGAUGUGAGAGUAUUAGGGUAUAGAAAUUGUAGUUUGAAGACCUGAAUGAAGAUUAAGGUUUUUUUCUGUCUGAAAAAUUUGGAAGGGCAAGUGCCUUGGUCUCCUAACAACAUGCAAAAAGGGAGUGAAGACUUGAGGAAGGAUGGCAGCGAUUCUGUGCUGGUUUAAACUGAUUAUUUAGAGGGGGAAAAGAUCAUAACAGGAUUUAACCAUUGCUGAGUGGUAACCAUCAGAACUUAUAAAAUUAAUACCACUCGAUUAUUUGACUCUUGAGUUAUUUUUUUAAGAAUGCUCUGCAAAGCAUAAGUCCAUAUUUAUCCUAAUUUUCCUGCAUGGAAAUUACACUUUUGAGCGUUUCUGCUCUAUCAUGAGGAAAACAUUCAUUUGUUUGACUGUUUGAUUCACAUGCUAAUAAGUUUCUGUUGGCUGCUGACUCAAAUCUUUAGAUUAUUACACCUACAGGAAAUUGUUUUUGCCUGAAAUCAGCGUGGUCCAUGGUGCAUUCCUUUUGCUUUUCACCACAAUUCUCACUUUGCAUCAGCAAAUCUGGUUACUGACAGAGCAGUCAGGUAACGAGGAGAACUAAGAGAAUUUUCUGAAUUUCCAGUUGCACAAAUGGGCUGUAAGUUCUUGUGGGCUUUACCAUAAAAUUAGUCCUUUGUGGUGUUCUAUACUCAGAGAGUCUAUGUAUGGUGGCGUCUGUAAUUUUAUAAAGGAGAUUAUCUUUGCAUUGUUUGUAAUGACAUGUAAAAAAAAAAGGUAUUAAAAAUCUGUUUGAUAUACAAUAUCUCUAUUUUGCAAUUGUACCAAAAGUGGCUUAACUACUGAAUAGCUUUGUUUUUUCUCUAGUGAAUAGGCACGUGUGUAACGGUGGACUAGCGUGUGGUGUGCUGUGUAGGUAUGUGACGAGGUAAUAUAGUGUUCACUAUUUCAUGGAUACAACUUUGAUCUGUGUUGGAUUUUGUGCCGAAGCAGAUGAUGACAUAGUAUGUAACUGCACUCUGUCUCUAAUCUCAAAAUCUUUGUCCUUGCCAUCUCAUCACUCAGCUCCAGCACUGCAGACGCAUCAGAUCAGUUGUUAAACUGCACCUAUGAGGUUUGCAUUUCAAGUUCGCUUUGGCUGACCCCAUUUUACAUUUUACACUUUUUUGAACGAGUCUUUAUGUUUGGUUGUGGUCAUGUUCAGAACUCUCUGUUGCGGAUACAAUGACUGAUGAAAUGAGGGAGGUGUUAAGGUUAACCGCAGAAGAAUUGUGUUGUUGCAUAUUUGGGUCAUCUGGCUAUAAAAUGGAUAUGUGAAUCUCAGUGAUAGGGCUUUAAGGCUGCAUCACAACCACUCCUGGAAUAACUUACUUUUGUAGCAGGUGAUGAGAAUACUUUGUUUUUGUGUACAUUUUUAUUUAUAUUUAAUGUUGUCAGUUUAUUUGUUUUUAAGCUGUUCUGCAAGUGUCAGGGAAGAGAAAUGACAUUUGUUGUCGAAUAUGUUGUUUUAUAAAGUGAAAGAGUAUAUUCUACUAUUUAAUAGCCUGUCUGUCAAGAGGCAAGGUUUACCUUUGAGGACAAUUGUGUGGAAUAUUUUAACCUGAUUUAAAGCAGACAAGUUCUAUACAAUGAGGAAAAACACAACAAGCAGCCUUUUUACCUGAACUGCUACUCCACUGUGACAAAAGCUGGGUUAGCUGUGCAACUGCUGUGCAGUUAGUAUGAUUAUUAUGUUUUUCGUCAUCUGUGCAGAACGUUCAAAUAAAAGACAAUUUGAAGAGUGAGGAAAGGCCGAAGAAUUUUCCAAUAUUCUUUUUCAUUGAUAACUACUUGCCUGUUUAGUCAGGGGUGAGCUCAGAGAGCUUCAAAUGUCAAAGGAAUAUGACUUAUCAUGAUAAUAUACUCAAUGGUAUUCAGCUACAAAUGGAUUUCAGUGUAACACCCAGAAUGUUUAUUCAUUUUUAAGGCAUAAAAAGUGUCCAGCUUUGUUUGAACUAUUUGAUUAUACUGUAUAUUGAAUUUCUUAAGAUGUGUUUUUUCUUUCUCUGUCACUCUGAUACUUCCAUGUCUUUGUUUUUGUUGUUUUUUACUGGCAAGUCUUGCGCAUUGUGUUGUCAUUCUAAUAUAAAAUGGGAAAAAACACAACCAGGUUGUGUCAAACUAUCAGACUGUUUGUGCCUCUGGCAAACAAUAUUUUUCAUCCUUCUUUGUAUGUUUAUGUCCCUCUACUUUGAAACAGAUCUACAGUAUACUGUGUAAGACUAAAUGUGUCAACAUGGUGGCUGCUGUUGAAUAAACAUAUCUUAUUAUCCAAACUGUAGGGAAAAAUUAGAACUCCUGUCACCCAGGAGAAGUGAUGCUAUCGUAGUCGUUUUGUCAGGUUGUCUGUUUUAUAAUUGCAGACAAUGUGAUGUGACAAGGUUACAGAAUAUUUUAUAAAUGAUUUUAACUGCCAGUGUCAGUUUGCUUCUGUUUAAAUCUGGUUUAUGUGUAGUGGAUUUCACUCAGUUUCACUUUACAGUUAAAUGUGAGAUAUUAAAUUAUCAAAUUUCAUCUUU